Molecule: messenger RNA, 1474 nt
Organism: Hyposmocoma kahamanoa
Lineage: Eukaryota; Metazoa; Arthropoda; Insecta; Lepidoptera; Cosmopterigidae
Exons: 3
Coding region: 101-451 (116 amino acids)
Source: RefSeq, a predicted model, not a curated record
UUUAUUCACCUUUUUACCACUUGUAAAGGUUAUCGUGGCAAGAUAUCUACAAAUAGGUAUAUUCAUUUUUGAGUGUAGAAACAACUUUAUAAGGAUCAAAAUGGUUUUCAAGUUACUGACGAUCCUUUCUUUGAUAGCAAUAACUUACGCUCAGAGGCCAUGGUAUGCUGGCUCUAAACCUAUCGGCUAUCCCAGUUCCCCAGAAAAUAAUGCUCCUGCUACUACCGACGAGUUACAAAAUAAAUCCGGAGAUGAUGAUUCUUCAACAACUACCCAAAGUUUGCCCAUCGAAGCUCAGGGAGACCGAGACCUAGUCAACCGUAUAAGCAAGCUUCCCGUCGACCAACAACCUUUCUGGUACAUUAACUGGCAAGCUCUUGAAGCCCAGAGACAAAAUCCACAGACCUGGCCACAUAAACCUAAUGGUUUCAGCGAUAACCAGGAUAACUGAUUUCAAUAAGAAUUAAGAACAAGUACAUAUGCACACAGGAUGUUAAUCAUUUUAAGAAAAUGCUGUAAUACUGCUAAAGAAAAUUCGUAACCUUGUUAUAAAUAAACCACAUGAUGUGUCAUACGUUAAAAGUGCUUUUAUCACAAAAUAGCCGUAAAAAUAAUACGAACUACAUGAAACAGAUUAUGUAUAUUACAAUCGUGUGAAAUUUUAUAACGCUUCUAUUCCAGCACAAAAAUUUCGUUCAAAAGAUUUAGUUCGGAGAAUCGUCAAUCCUCUCUCUCGAAAAGUUUCUUUUUGCAGAUGUGGCCUUAUAACCAUGGGUGAGAAUUAUUGGUAACUUCUUAUCAUCAUUUCAAGACUGUAGACGUUCCCUAGGUAGAUAUAGACGUAUUAAAAAAAUACCACAAAAUACGGUCUAGCCUCAUCCAAAAACUCCCUAUGAUUAACAUUUAGUGGGACGCCGUCCUAUAUUACGACUUUCAACUCAUAUUUCUGACUCGAAAACGUCUUAUUCCCUUAUUAUUUGUUUUUGUGUGGGAGCUAUAAGGCAUCUUAGAAAUUCAAUGCUGGUAAUCAGUUAGUUCCGUUGUUUGUCACGUUCCUAUUAUUGAUACUAAUAGAUAAUUGGAACUUUGUUUCUUAGACAAAGCUUAGUGAAGUUAUUCAAGAAUUCGUGUUCAUUUGCAUUUACUUUUGAUUGAAACUUAAAAAAAAAACAUUUAUUACAACCAGUGUUUUGGCUAGGUUAAAAGAUAUAGUAGUUGAAAUUGGCAUUACAACUACAAACCAAAGAGAAUUUCAAAUAAGACUGAACGACUGAAUUCUUACUUUAAAGAAGGCUUUGUUUUUUGUUAAUACUUUUAAGCUUAUUAUUUCUUUAAAUUAUUAUCAUUGAGUUAAAAGCAAACUUUGUUGCAAUGUAUAAAGUUAAAAUAAUUUACUUACACAUAUCGGUUUCAAAGCUCAACUAAUAUAUUCUACUUCGUUUACCAUAGAUAUUGACCCUUUGUUUAACCUUUA